Messenger RNA from Pleurotus ostreatus (oyster mushroom), 1497 nucleotides. It is a transcript of the gene CYB2, whose product is annotated as Cytochrome b2, mitochondrial precursor. Gene Ontology annotation, molecular function: L-lactate dehydrogenase (cytochrome) activity; heme binding. The record is from RefSeq and is a predicted model, not a curated record. The transcript has 13 exons. The coding region runs from base 1 to 1497 and encodes 498 amino acids. Lineage: Eukaryota; Fungi; Basidiomycota; Agaricomycetes; Agaricales; Pleurotaceae. Gene Ontology annotation, biological process: lactate metabolic process.
AUGUCCUUGGUCUCCUCCGCCGCUGUUGCUGAGCACGCCAGCCGUGAUAGCUGCUGGAUCGUUGUACACGGCAAAGUCUACGAUGUCACCGACUUUUUGGAUGAGCAUCCUGGUGGAAGCAAAAUCAUCCUCAAGUACGCUGGAGCAGACGCAACCGAGGCCUAUGAACCGAUCCACCCACCCAAUGCCAUCACAGAUAAUCUUCCCACUGACAAACACAUUGGAACGGUCGAUCCCGACACCGUAGUCAAAGUCGUCAAAGAGGUCACCGAGGAGGACAAGAGGCGCCAGGCCCUCCUCGAUGCCCGCCCACCUCUCGAUGAAAUCAUCAAUCUCCAUGAUUUCGAGGCUGUAGCCAAGGCCGUUCUCCCUCCAAAGGCCUGGGCCUACUACUCAUCGGCCUCAGAUGACGAGAUUACUAUCCGUGAAAACAGGGCCGCCUUCCAACGCGUUUGGUUCCGCCCGCGCAUCCUCCGUGAUGUUACCUCCGUGGACUGGUCGACGACCAUCUUGGGUCAGAAGUCUUCCCUGCCUGUCUACAUAUCCGCCACAGCCCUUGGCAAACUUGGUCACCCGGAUGGCGAGCUCAACCUGACGAGAGCUGCCGGAAAGCACGGCGUUAUCCAGAUGAUACCCACUCUCGCAUCUUGCUCCUUCGACGAGAUCCUCGACGCCGCUCUCCCGGGGCAGCCGCUUUUCCUACAGCUCUACGUCAACCGCGACCGGGAAAUUACGAAGAAAUAUGUUCAGCACGCCGAGAAGCGAGGCGUCAAAGCCCUCUUUAUCACAGUCGAUGCUCCGCAACUCGGUCGUCGCGAGAAGGACAUGCGAAUGAAGUUUGUCGGUGACGCCGGCGCUAAGGUUCAGGAAGGCCAGAAGGAUAUCAAACAAGACCAAGGUGUCGCCCGUGCCAUCAGCUCGUUCAUUGAUCCCAGUCUGUCAUGGAAGGAUAUUCCUUGGUUCAGAAGCAUCACCAAUAUGCACAUCAUCUUGAAGGGUGUCUCCACCCCCGAAGACGCUCUCCUCGCCUACGAUGCUGGUUUGCAAGGAAUCGUUCUCUCUAACCAUGGUGGCCGUCAACUGGAUACCGCCCGCUCAGGCUUGGAGAACCUGCCUCCCAUCAUUGCUGCCCUCAAGACCCGUGGCCCCUGGCCGAACCCCAACUUCUCCGUCUUCAUCGACGGUGGUGUCCGCAGGGCUACAGAUGUGUUGAAAGCUCUCGCCAUGGGCGCUUCGGCCGUUGGCAUUGGACGAGGAUUCCUGUACGCUUUCGCCAGUUACGGGCAGGAAGGCGUGGAGAAGUCGUUCCAGAUCCUCAGGGAGGAAUUCGAGAUGAACUUGCGUCUACUUGGUGCUCGUAACCUGUCUGAGCUCACUCCGGAUAUGGUCGACGCCAGCGGCCUCCAUCAGCACGUCGGUCUCACUCCUCCUGAUAACCUCUUCAACACGACGUAUCAACCUCUCCGCCUGGCGGAAUUCAGGGAUGCCAAGCUAUAA